AUGUCUACGUCAGCAGUCACGCAGCAGCUUCCGCCUCUGCGCCGAAUUUCUGUUGAAGAUCUUCGUCAAGACGACAUACCCACCACAAAAAUUCGCACCGAUGACGACGCCGCAUACUGGAAAAUUACGCGCGGCUACCAGGAUCUUGGCUUGUUCCUCCGCCGCCUGACGGAAUCCGUCGUCGGCCGCACGCUGCCAUGGACAGACCCAAUCAGCGAGGCGACUAAAUCGAUGAUUGCGCUACUCGAUCUGCUGGAUAGCUGGAUAGACGAAAUCCCACCGCUACCGACCCCUCAACGAUUCGGGAACCUCGCGUUCCGGACAUGGGGCAAGCGUCUCGAAACUGAGGCAGAUUCUGUUCUUAGCAAAUUACUCCCUGCAUCACUGCAACCGGCCGUGCCGUUCCUGACUCCGUAUCUACUAACGUCCUUUGGGUCCUUCACUCGGAUGGAUUAUGGGACGGGUCACGAGACAUCCUUCGCCUUGUGUCUGCUUGGCCUUUCGCUCGUACGCUUCUUCGAACCAGAACCCCAUGUGGAACGAGAAGUCGUCCUGUGCGUGUUCGUGCGGUAUAUGCGCCUCUGUUGGCGGCUCCAAGACGUGUACAAGCUGGAACCGGCAGGCAGCCAUGGCGUGUGGGGUCUGGACGACUACAGCUUUCUAGGGUACAUUUUCGGCAGCGGCCAGCUGCGAGAUCAGGCUGAGAUUCCGGUCGUGGCCGUGCUGCGCCCGCCACUUCCGCCGACGAACCUAUACUUUAUGUCGAUUAUGCGCAUACACGAGGUGAAACACGGACCGUUCCACGAACAUUCGUCUCAGCUGCACUCCAUUGCUGCAGGCGUCGCGAGCUGGGCAAAAGUCAACUCGGGUCUGUUCAAGAUGUACGAGGCGGAGGUUCUCGGAAAACGCGUCGUCGUGCAGCACAUCCCACUGGGCGGACUCGUCGAGUAUGGGGUCCCUUCCUACGCACAUCAUGCCCCUCGCACGGAGAAACCGCCUGCUUCUGGAGUAUCAUCCCACGCCCCUGCCGGGAGCACGGUAGCAGCACUGGGGCGAUCUUCCUCGUACGAUGAGCCGAAGAGCGGGGCAGGGUAUCCGCGCGACCUAGCUGGUGUUGAGCGCUGUCUUGAGCAACCUCCAUCUCGACGACCGCCUGCUGCUCGCCGUCCCUGCCAUCUCUGCCGUCGUGCUGCUGCCCGAGCUGCGACGCAGAGACACGCCUCUGCCACCAUUCCUGACCAGGCGCGAAACGACGACCUCCGUCUGUUGACCCUCGAGUGGUCAUCUGUCCGUGGCCUUUCACACGUAGAUUUUUUGCUUUUGCCUCGCCUGCCCCAAUCGCUCCCAACCUUCUUUGUCUCUGCAUUCUCCACUCUCUCUAUCUCUUCUAACCCUCCUGCUCUCUUCUUGUCCUCGCUCAUCGGCGAGGAUAUUCCCCCGCGGCUGCAGCAACCCUUCCGUUACCGUUCUCUGUCCGCCGCGGCGGCAGGCUCGGUAAUCUGGGUGCCAUUGACCACAGACACACAGAUACGAAAAGAGACACUCGUUCUCAACUCGCCCCGACUCCUUUUUUCCGAAUUGACGACGCACCCGGUUUUUUCUGUUUCUGAUUCCGUAGAGCCCACUUGCACACCAGACGGAAUGGCGCAGGUCGAGGUGCUCCCCGCGCACGGCCCGGUCGAGUUUGACGCGGUGCCGUGUUCUCCCGCCGUCUCGACGGCGGUGCCGGACCAGUUUUUUUCUGAUUUUUACACGAACGGACUGGUGUCGCCCUCGUAUACCCCCCCAGCACACGACACGAUUGACGCCGGCGCUGCGUCUGCCGAGGACCAUCAGGACGGCGACGUGGACAUUCCCGGGCUGCCAGCGCUGUUGCGUGGGCACCCGGACAUCCAUCUGAGGAAUGGAAUCAUGAACGCGAGCAGGCUGGCCGCCGAGGGCGAAGUGGAUGCGGAAAAGGCGUUCUUCGUUGCGGACCUGAGCAGCGUGCUCCAUCAGCACGAGCGGUGGCAGGCGCAUUUGCCGGAGAUUGAGCCGUUUUAUGCGGUGAAAUGCAACCCGGACCCGUACGUGCUGCGGCUGUUGGCCGGGCUGGGCGCAGGGUUCGACUGCGCGUCUGUGGGGGAGAUUGGGCACGCGGCCGAGGCGGGGGCAGCCCCGGGGCGGAUAAUCUUCGCGAACCCGUGCAAGGCGACGUCGUUCAUCCGGAGCGCGGCCAAGAGCGGGGUGGACAUGAUGACGUUUGACAACACGGACGAGCUGUACAAGAUUGCGCGGGUGCACCCGGGGGCGAAGCUGGUUGUGCGGAUCCUGACGGACGACUCGAAGAGCCUGUGCCGGCUGGGGCUGAAGUUUGGGGCGCCGCUGGGGACGGUGCGGGGGCUGCUGAGGAAGGCUCGGGCGCUGGGGCUGGAGGUGAUCGGGGUGAGUUUCCACGUUGGGAGCGGGUGCUACGAUGGGACGGCGUUUGCGGAUGCCGUACGACGAGCGCGGGAGGCGUUUGACAUGGGGAAAGAAGCCGGGUAUGAGUUCAGCCUGCUGGACGUUGGGGGAGGGUUCGAGGACGAGACGUUCGAGGAGACGGCUUCCAUUCUGCGGGAUGCGAUCAGUCAGCACUUCCGGGAGAGGAAGGAGGUGAGGAUUAUAGCCGAGCCGGGACGGUUCUACGUGUCGAAGGCGUUCAGCCUGGCGGCGAAUGUGAUCGCGCGGCGUGGGCCUGCGGAUGUUGAGGGGGAGGGGGAGGAAGAGGGGGAGGGAGAGGAGCCGAGGGUGAUGUACUACAUCAACGACGGGGUGUACGGGUCGUUCAACUGCAUCCUGUUUGAUCACCAGGCGCCGAUGCCGUACGUGCUGUCGCUGAACGGGUCGUUCCACGUGCCGGGGACGGUGGCGGAGGGGGCGAGCAGCGUGUGGGGGCCGACGUGCGACGGGAUCGACUGCGUGGCGGGGCUGGUGCAGCUGCCGCGGACGCUGGCGGUGGGGGACUGGCUGGGAUUUGAGAAGAUGGGGGCAUACACGCGGUGUGCGGCGAGCCAGUUCAACGGGUUUGCGGUCAGCAAGGUGACGUACACGGCAGGGGCGAGCGGGGCAGAGGCCGCCCGCCCCGGGAGAUGGGAUCUGUUUAUAUCUAAGCGGAGCAGCCGAGGCUCGGUGCCUAAUCUGCCAUUUGCCAUUUUCCCGCGCGCCUUCCCAUCGAAGGCCCACGGCUCGAACACAAGCCAGAACGCUAUGUCGCCAAUAUAUAUAUUCUUGUCUGUGAUGCCUCAUCAUCCUUAUGAAAUUCUCCCGUGGCAUGCUGCGUCGCCAUCCCCUAUUUCAAGCCCCCUCCUCCGCCUCGCCCUCCCUCCGCCUUAUCGUCCCGUCCGUCCACGCUUAUCCCCCCUCUCUAUGGCCCUUGGUCCCAACCGCUCCGCUAGCAUGUCCUCCGGCCUCCUCCUGGAUCCCAUGCCCACCUCCAGCACCGAACCCUCAAACGUGGGCCCCCGCUUCAGGCCGUACGCGAGCCCAAGCCAUCAUGUUACAAAAGGCCGUUACAUCACCAGCAAUGAUCCACGAGGCUAUAUACCCGUGUUUGAAUACCCGCUGCACGGCCAGUGGAUCAUGCUCGACAUGGACGACGGCUACGUCCUCUGGACGGGCAUAUGGAAAGCCCUGGGCAACAACAAAGCGGACAUUGUGAAGAUCAUCGACUCGCAGCCCGACCUCGCGUCGCAGCUGCGCCGAGUGCGCGGCGGGUACCUCAAGAUCCAGGGCACGUGGAUGCCCUACGAGAUCGCGCUCCGCCUCGCCCGCCGGUACGCACCUCGCCGCCCCCGUCUGUACCUCUGCUGA
Fibroporia radiculosa is the source of this 3831-nucleotide messenger RNA. RefSeq lists its product as uncharacterized. The record is from RefSeq and is a predicted model, not a curated record. Lineage: Eukaryota; Fungi; Basidiomycota; Agaricomycetes; Polyporales; Fibroporiaceae. Bases 1 to 3831 code for a protein of 1276 amino acids. The transcript has 15 exons. Gene Ontology annotation, cellular component: cytoplasm. Gene Ontology annotation, molecular function: phosphatase activator activity; ornithine decarboxylase activity; DNA binding.